AAAAUUGCGAUUAUUUUGUUGUUGGUCCUCAUGAGGAUUGUUAUUGCAGGAAUGGCAUCAAGUUAUUCUCGUUCUCGUUCAAAUUCCGUGUCCAGCAGCAGUUCUAAUGACCAUUCAAACAUAGACGACAGAGACUCAUUGCCCAAAUCAACUAGCCAAUGGGAUAUGCUCUGUUUGGAGAAAUUAGGAAUUUCCUACAGCAACGAAUAUCAUGCCUCACCAUUAGAUAUAUUAGAUAUGAUUAAUUCUAAAACAGGUUGCUUCGAGUCAUUAAGAGGCGAACAGACAGAAUAUAUUGGUGAUUUAAAGGAAACCCUGGGUUUUGAUAUUUCACUGAAAGAGAGUUCAGAGAACGAACAAACACCUGAACUGUUUGCCCUUACAGAUUUUGUUUUACCAAAGUUAGAAGAAGGGCUUUUAAAAAUACGCCAACAUUAUUCAUCAAGAAAAAGGAUGAUGAGUAUCCAAGAAGAAUUUGUUAAAGUUGUUGCUCAGAUUUUGAGAUAUGAACUGGGACGAUACAAAUCUGUAAAAAGGAUGUGUCCUGCAACAGAAGAUUUAUAUGUUACAGUUUUUAACAUUUUUUCUAGAAUGUGUGGUGUGGAAACAAUACCAGGAUCAUUGUGGAGGACUAGAAUGGAAGUAGGUAGUACAGAUGUUACAUCAACGGCAGAUAUCUUGAUAGUUCCAGUAGAAUGUCUGGACAGUUUCCGUAAAGACUAUCCAGUUGCAGAUUCAGUUGCUGUUGUUUCAGUUGUAGAGGGAAAGAGAUUUUCAUCUAGGCCAGAGGAACAAUCAGUUACUCAGAAUAGCAUAUAUGAUUACGUUGACCAUAAAACUCUAGGACAGCAUGGAGGUAAACUACUGUUACAUCUACAGAACUAUAACAACAAACUUACAAGAGGAAGACGUUUACUUCCAGGAAUAAUAGUCAUGGGAACAGAGGUGAUAUUUACAGUAUUGGAAAUCGAUCCUAAACACCUUUCACAAGUUUAUUCAGAGGAUCCAGUUGAUUCAAGAGCAAAAAUAUAUUAUUCAAAACCAAAGGAUUUCCUGAAAAAGGCUGACAGAGACCUAUUAAUGGAAGCAAUAAUGAGACUAAACAACUUUAAGUAGAUUCUUCAUGUACAAGGGUUGUCAGUGAAGUUAGGUAAUUUUGGUACAUGAUAGUACCGAAAUUAGAUGAAAUGCCAUUUCAUUGGCAAAUGUUUUAUCUUUAUAUUUCUUAUUUAAAAACACAGAAAUAAGAAUAUCUGAUACUGUGAUAAAAAAUAAGCUCAUAGUGUCACACCCUUAAAGCUUGUGACCUGAGAGUGUUUGGAAAUCCAACAGUGAAUCUCAUAAAAAAAGGACUUUUUCCUAGGAUGUGGAACAGGGAGCAGUGAUAAAAUGAAUAUAUUCUUGAGGAAAACCCUAACAUGAAUAGGUUGAUCCAGAAGUAUUGAUAAAAUUAUGUAUUCUUUGUAAAACUCCUACAGAGACAAAUGAGUUUUAAUGCGGUCAGAAAUACAGUCAAAAGUAAACUGCUCUUAAGGAUGUUCUGUUUCAAAAUAACAAGCUUUUUAAAAGACUUUUUUUAAAUGAUAGUGUAUAAAUAAAGGAACUAAAAAAGAAGAAAAAAAUUAGGGGUCUGUGUGCAUGUUUUCAAGAUAUAAGCCAUUGAAAAUUUGGUGGGAAAAACAUCUCUCUAGAUUUUUCAUACUUUUAACAUUGGCCGCUUUUUUGUUUCAAAAACUAUGAAAGAAUAACAAGGAUUUCAUCAGAUUUUCAAAUCUGGCUUUUUAAACUAUAUGUAAUAGAAUUAUGAAAAAAAAAAGUAGGGGUUAGUGGGCAAAUUUUUUUAAUGGCAAUAAAUGAAUAAAAUCAGAGGAUUCCGAAAAUCUGGCAAAAAUUCAAAAACAAGAGGAGCGAACAUCCUUAAGUUUACUAGCUGUAGUAUAGGUUUGUGAAGGAAUUUUUGACUUAGAGAUGAAAAAUGCCAAGAUUUAUUAUUGUGCAUCAUUGACUUUGAAAAACGAAGUGGGUGACACAUAAAGUUUGAGUACAAGAUUAACAUAUGAAUCUUAUUUGCAUUUAUCAGGUGCCAUGGUUGCUGAUGGGCUAAAGUAUGAAAGAAACCAUUUGAAGAUUUGUCAUCUUGAACAUUAAAUAUUAUGAGGGUUUCUUUACUGGUUAUUUCUGUUAAAAAUAAGUAAUAUUUCAGAUUUCUAAAGAUUUUAACUUUACCAAGUUUUGCAUAUAGAUUUACAAAGUAUACUUUAUAUACAUGUAUGGUUUGGUGGAUGGGACAUUGGUAUUAUCUCAAGUGAUUGUGGAAGCUGUUUCUUUGUACCAAUGUAGCUGCCCUGUUACACACUUUAAAUGUUGCAUUUUUUGGUAAUAUGUAUGCUUUGAACAUAAAAAUUGUUUGGUAUUUCUAAAGAAUUCAUUUGCAUUUUUCUUCAGAAACAUUGUUGAAAACUCCAAAUAUUUUCUUUAAAAUCAACCUUUUAUUAUAACUAUUUAAAGGGCACUAGCUGCCAAAUUAAUGUUCACCGAUUUGACUAAAAUUCUCAUAUUUGAUUUUUAACACACUAAAACCUAUAUAUUCAAAUUAUAAAAAGUAUAAAAUAAACAAUUAACAAUGCAUGGACUAGAUAAUAGGUAUAGCAUUUCGUGUGAAUUAUAGUCUAGUCACAAAUUAAAUUUCCACCAAGAUGACCUCCGAAGACUGCAGAUGGUCAUAUAACCAGACAUAAAUAUGUAGGACUCUAAAAUGCGAUGGUACUCUAAAGUGCGAUGGUCAUGCUAAAGUGCGAUGGUCUACGCUAAAGUGGGAUGGUGUCAGACGCUAAAGUGCGAUGGUUGUUUGUUUUUUUAAAAUGUGAUCAGAUGACACGCUAAAGUGCGAUGGUAUAUGACACGCAAAAGUGAGUUGGUUUAACACGCUAAAGUGUGACGGUGUAACGGGAAUGGGGUUCAGGCAAUGUUUUUUUUUUUUUUUUUGCUGUGUUCAUAUUAGUUUUUCGUC
This is a messenger RNA of Mytilus californianus (California mussel), 3010 nucleotides long. RefSeq lists its product as uncharacterized. Bases 31 to 1116 code for a protein of 361 amino acids. NCBI's taxonomy places the organism in Eukaryota, Metazoa, Mollusca, Bivalvia, Mytilida, Mytilidae. The transcript has 5 exons. The record is from RefSeq and is a predicted model, not a curated record.